This is a messenger RNA of Eurytemora carolleeae, 956 nucleotides long. RefSeq names its product cytochrome P450 2F2. Gene Ontology annotation, molecular function: heme binding; iron ion binding; oxidoreductase activity, acting on paired donors, with incorporation or reduction of molecular oxygen. NCBI's taxonomy places the organism in Eukaryota, Metazoa, Arthropoda, Copepoda, Calanoida, Temoridae. The record is from RefSeq and is a predicted model, not a curated record. The coding region runs from base 153 to 938 and encodes 261 amino acids. The transcript is spliced from 9 exons.
UUAGUUUAAAUCUUAUUUCCAAAUAGUAAGGUUUAAGUUCACAGUUAACUUUUAUGCAUUUGUAAAAUAUUUCUAUAUCCUAGGAAUGCAUGAUAUAAUAGUUUCGAAAAAUACGCAAAAUAUUGAAUAUUUUUACCAAUUUAAGAGGAAGAAUGUGGGAAACUAUUUUAAUAGGUUUGCUUGUGGUCGUCUUCAUUUCAUGGCUAAAAUCAUCUGUCAGGCCAAGCAAUUUCCCCCCUGGGCCUAUUAAUCUUCCCUUUGUGGGUUCAGCUAUGAUCCUUGAUGUUAGAAAUCUCACAAAAUCUUUUUCCACGCUUAAAAAAAAGUACGGAGAUAUAUUCUCUAUAUAUGUUGGGAGUACUCCAGUAGUUGUUCUCAAUAGUUAUCAGGUUAUUAAGGAAGCGUUUGACCGGCAUGAGUUCUCUGGAAGACCUGGAAAUUUUUCUGGAACAUUCUUCCAGAAGGGUAGAACAGGGAUAUCUACGACAGAAGGAAAACAUUGGAAAAUUCAGAGGGAUUUCCUGGAGAAUUAUUUGAAUAACCUGACAGGAGCUGGACAUAAAGCUGUUGAAGAAGUUAUCCUAGAUGAAACUACAGAUCUGAAAAGUGAGUUCAGUAAACACGAAGGAGAACCUGUAUCUGUUAGUUACAAGACGAAUAUCAGUAUUCUGAAUGUAUUGUGGAAUGUGGUAUGUGGCCGAAAGCUCCACUCCCAACAGCAAGAAUUUCAGACUGUUUACGAGUGUAUUGACAAGAUCACACAGUUCAUGUCCAGAGCUGCCAUUUUCUCCUUCCUUCCGGUUCUAACUAAACUACUUCCGGAAUCCAUAACAUGCAUUGAACGUGGAAGAUACUACAGGUAUAGUAGACAGGACUACAGGGGGAACAGGACAGGAGAUCUACAGGACGCAUAUAUUCAACGUAUAAACCAGGUAUAGUAGACAGGACUGCAGGGG